AUGACCGAUCACUCACGACGGUACGCAAAAAGGUCCGACCGAAUGAUGAGGAGGGUGUUUCAUCUGCGUCGAUCGUCGUGGAGUUCGAAUUGGGACCGCAGUAUCCGGACGUGUCACCAAAGGUGCGACUUUUCAAUCCAAGAGGAAUUUCUGAACAGUCACAUCAUCAGCUCAUUGAAGAAGUGUCCCAACGACUUAGUGAUCUUAUUGGAACUCCUGUUAUGUUCGAUAUAUUACAACACUGUGCCGACUUCAUAUUGGAGCACCAGCAUUCCUCUUCGUUAG
Molecule: messenger RNA, 285 nt
Organism: Ostertagia ostertagi
Lineage: Eukaryota; Metazoa; Nematoda; Chromadorea; Rhabditida; Trichostrongylidae
Source: the annotation of a GenBank genome assembly